Messenger RNA from Malania oleifera, 1433 nucleotides. RefSeq lists its product as uncharacterized. The coding region runs from base 462 to 1202 and encodes 246 amino acids. Gene Ontology annotation, molecular function: ditrans,polycis-polyprenyl diphosphate synthase [(2E,6E)-farnesyl diphosphate specific] activity. Gene Ontology annotation, cellular component: endoplasmic reticulum membrane; dehydrodolichyl diphosphate synthase complex. The transcript is spliced from 11 exons. Lineage: Eukaryota; Viridiplantae; Streptophyta; Magnoliopsida; Santalales; Ximeniaceae. The record is from RefSeq and is a predicted model, not a curated record.
ACGGUGGUAGAGGGAAGUGGACCCAACUAAGCGAAAAAGGUUCGCUUGCCUCGGUUUUAGCAGCGACUUUUUGGUCGCCGUCUUUGCUGCCGUCCCGCCUUGGCUUCUAGCUCUCUGCUCUCCGAUUAGAUGUCUCCAGUUCCCACGCCCCUGCCCUUCUCUCUCUCUCUCUCUCUCUUCUACGUAACGGCAACCGCGAGCGACUCUCUCUGCCUCUCCCUCAUUUCGCUCUGCAACGCUGCACGAGCCAAGCUUCUCGGCGGAUUAAAUUAAACCCAAUGGAUUUGUGUUUCCCCGUUUUGCCCCGAACAGUCAACUAGAUGAGCGGUGGCUGCACCCGGAGACGGCUUUUGUGGCUUGGCAAAAACUGGCUGAAUUGAGUUCUGUUGCUGCUCGGAGAGGAUAACCCACCACUGAAACAGCUUAAACCACAAGUUUAACGGAUACAAGAGGAAUUUCAGAUGGCGUUUUCUUAUGUUGCUAAGGUAGGCAAAAUAGGGCUUCAUAUACCAUGGCAUUUUCUUCAUUUUUUGGUCUCCAUCUGGUUCCUUGCUUAUGGUGUGGCUCGGGUUAUAAGGAGCUAUCUUAUCUCUCUUGGAUUGUUGAGGUGGUACGACAACCUUAAUAUGAACAACUUGAGGUACCUAGCCAUUGUGGUAGAAAGUGAAGAAGCUCGCAAGACAUCAAGAGUUAUUAAGCUUUUGCAGUGGCUUGCUGCCAUGGGGGUUAAGCAUGUUGCCCUGUAUGACAUGGAAGGAGUGCUAAAGAAAUCGAAGACAACUAUCUUGGAGAAGGUUAAUGCAAUACCAUGGGAGGAAGCCUGUGAAGAUGAGUCUCUUCGUGAUGGAAAGCAUAUGAUUUUGGAAUUCACUUCACUGUCUGAUGGAAAGGAAGCAGUGGCCAAAGCUGCUAACUAUCUUUUUGUAAAAAAUUCAAAAUCACGUAAACUUGAUGGUGAUAAUGGACAGCCAACCUUCACAGAAUCCAAUGUUUCUGAGGCACUGAAAGCCAUUGGUUGUGGAGGGCCAGAAAUUGACUUGUUGCUAAUUUAUGGACCUGUAAGGUGCCAUCUCGGAUUCUCUGCAUGGCGAAUGCGAUACACUGAGAUAGUACACAUGGGACCAUUGGCGUCCAUGAAAUAUGGUUCCCUGAAAAAAGCCAUUCACAAGUUCACCAGGGUGCACCAGAACUACGGUAAAUGAUCCAGGAUGUUUGUCUAGCAUUAGCGAAGGCCAUAAAUAAGUGUUUUCGGCAGGGGUAGCUUGAAUGUUUUUCCAAUCUUAUGGGAUGGAAUUGCUUGACAUUUCUAAUUUCUAAUUUCCUAAAAAUGUCAUCUUGUUUCAUUUUCCUGUACGCCUACUCUGUAUUUGAAACUGGCCAAGUCAUCUGGUCAUCAAGUAUUCUAUUCAAGUCCUGCACUUAUCCCAUCUCCA